This is a messenger RNA of Plasmopara halstedii, 5175 nucleotides long. Its product is annotated as atp-binding cassette superfamily. The coding region runs from base 1 to 5175 and encodes 1724 amino acids. NCBI's taxonomy places the organism in Eukaryota, Oomycota, Peronosporomycetes, Peronosporales, Peronosporaceae. The transcript has a single exon. Gene Ontology annotation, biological process: lipid transport; transmembrane transport. Gene Ontology annotation, cellular component: intracellular membrane-bounded organelle; membrane. Gene Ontology annotation, molecular function: ATP hydrolysis activity; lipid carrier activity; ABC-type transporter activity. The record is from RefSeq and is a predicted model, not a curated record.
AUGAUCUAUGCUGCGCUAGUUUUCGAUGAGUAUCCAGUAGAUGAAAACAUCGGCACAUUUCAGUCAAUUGAGUACUCUAUACGCAUGAACUCAACACUGGGAAGUCACGGUAUUCCCGGAGCUGUUCCUCGUACUCUUGGGGAUCCAGCGUUUGAAGCUCCGUUUCAGCGCACCAUCGAACAGACGCAUUAUUUUGCCUAUGCAUCACAAGGGUUCAUGACCUUGCAGACUCUCGUUACACGUUUCGUUAAUUGUAUGCCAGAAUGGAACUCAGUUACAAAGAUCACUACUGGUAUUUGUACGCAGAAACUAUCGACAGCUGUAAAAAGCCAAUUGAACGAUGCUCGCUUUUUUCAUGCAAUUACAGGAGAUAUUCUAUUAAACACUGGUUUGCUUUCUGCAUUUGGCAACUCGGGCACAAGCUGGCAAUCUAAGCUUUCAACUACUGCCAUCGAACAACUCCUCGUUCCUUUACGCCAGAUACCACAGCCAUAUUUUGCGACGACUGUAGCCCCAUUCCCUAUUGAGAGCUUCCUCUCGGCACCCUUUUACGAUCAAGUAAGCUCGGUAUUUCCGUUGGUCUUCGUGCUGGCAUAUCUUUAUGCGAUCUCGCGUGUGCUUGUGGUUCUUAUUCAGGAAAAGGAAACUCGUUCACGUGAGUAUCUCAAAAUACUUGGUAUGUCUGAAAGCGCAAUCAUUUUGUCGUGGUACAUUACAUACUUGAUCAUCUUUACAUUGAGUGCUAUUUUGCAAGCUAUAGCCAGUAGCGCGGGACUUUUUCCCAACAGUGAUCCUUUUCUUAUUUUCAUUUUCUUUUUGCUCUUCUCGCUAAGCGUUCUUUCCUUCGGCUUUUUUAUGAGUACGCUUUUCUCCCGUUCGCGUACGGGUUCCUUCGCGAGUAUGGUGCUUUUCUUCUUUAUGUACUUUGUAUCGAGUGGGUUCUCGUCCACAUCGACAAUUGAUUCCAAGACCGGUGUAUGCUUGCUUCCACCUGUAGCUUUGGCGUUCGGAGUGCAGACGUUGGCCACAGCGGAGUCUACAGGUGUCGGUAUGAGCUUUUCGUCAUCCAGCACAAUAGUCAACAAUUUUAGGUUUGGUUCUGCUAUCGGAAUGCUUUUGUUUGACGUUUUUUUCUACACUCUUGCCGGGCUAUAUCUCGAAAGAGUGAUACCUCGCGAGUAUGGCACUGUGGAAAAAUGGUAUUUCCCGCUGCGCCCUAGCUAUUGGAUGCACAUUGCUCGCUCAAGCGCUAGCAUGAGUAAGGUUGAUGACGACUCGACAAAUUCUGCCAAUGGCAGUCAUGCUGUUCUAGACAUCCAGAAUCCUAAUGUAGAGGAUGCUGGUGAGGAUUUACGCAAUCAGGAGCGGUCAGGUGAAGCACUAGUAAUUCGAGACAUAAAAAAAGAGUUUGUUGUACCCGGGGGGAUCAAACACGCAGUUCGAGGUGUAAGUCUAGCCAUGUAUAAGGAUCAGAUCACAUGCUUGCUUGGUCAUAAUGGUGCUGGCAAAACGACUCUCAUUUCAAUGCUUACUGGUAUGAUCGCACCUACAUCCGGAGAUGCCACGUUUUGUGGAUUGUCACUUGUACAGGACAUGGGGAAACUUCGGCAAUCAUUAGGACUUUGUUUUCAACAUGACGUUCUUUAUAGCGAGCUCACUGUUGAGGAACAUUUGCAAUUUUAUGGGCGAAUAAAGGGCUAUAAUGGCAAAGCUCUUCAAGACGAGGUAAAUAAAAAGAUUCUCGAAGUGGGUCUUACCGAGAAACGAAAUGUUUUUUCCGGCUCAUUGUCAGGAGGCAUGAAGCGAAAGUUAUCAGUUGCCAUUUGCUUGUUAGGUGACAGCUCACUGGUACUUUUGGACGAACCUACGAGCGGUAUGGACCCUUACAGCCGACGAAGCACAUGGGAAAUUUUGCUUAAUAACCGUGUCAAUCGCGUGAUGGUACUUACAACUCACUUUAUGGAUGAAGCUGAUAUUUUAGGAGAUCGAAUUGCGAUUAUGGCUGAAGGACAACUUCGGUGCUGUGGAUCAUCACUAUUUUUAAAAAAACGCUUUGGUGUCGGAUACAAUCUUACGCUGGUCAAAAAUAAUGAUACCACUGUGCCUUUCAAGGAAAAGCAAUUGCAGUCGCUCAUAACGUCCUACGUGCCUGCAGCUAAACUGCUUAGUAAUGUUGGUGCUGAGAUUGCAUUUCAGCUACCGCUGGACAAUUCUGCUUCCUUUCCACAACUCUAUGAGGACUUAGACGACAAAAUGCGAGAAUUAGGCGUGCUUUCUUACGGUAUAUCAGUCACUACAUUAGAGGAAGUGUUCAUCAAAGUUGCCGAAGCUUAUGACGAAGACAAUCAGCAUACUCUAAACAAAACUGCUGAUGCCAGUGGUGUUCUCUUACCACAGAGCGGUCCAUCCAUUGCAAAUUUAAACGGCUUGACAAUGUUUUUCGUGCAUUUAUCGGCGCUCUUACUCAAGCGUUUUCGCAUCGCAAAGCGUGAUCGUCGAGUUAUAAUUUUCAGUGCUCUUUUGCCUGUGACACUGCUCGCGGCUGGAUUUAUAAUUUUGAAGACUAGUUCACUUACUCGGUCGGAUGUCAAGGUUGCACUUAGUACAACAGAGUUUGAGGUGAAAGUUCCCAGCGUACCUUAUUUUUGUGAGGUCAACGACGCUCAAUGGUGCUCGGAAACAAUGGGCGCACUAUUCACUGGUGGUACGACGUCACCUUUUUCAAACGCUGAGAUUGCGUCUCAUCCUUACACGAAGUGGCCAAUUUCAGUAUUUAAUGUCACCUACACCAAAGCAGAUCUCGCAAGCGUGGACACUCCUGAUAGCAACGAAUACUGUUUGCGAAUGGGAGAAAAAAUAUAUCAGCGUGCUUUUGGAAAGACAGACGAAGACAUGGUUACAGUCACGCAUAAGCCUGCAAAAGGUCAAUACGGUGGUUAUCUGAUCCAUGCCUCAGGAUCUGAGCAUAUUUUUGGGUACCAUCUAUUUGUAAAUACGACUGCAGCUCAUGGAGCAGUAAUUUUCAAAACUCUAAUUGAUCAGGCCCUUUAUCGUUUUAUGGCUGGAAGUAAAUCGGACGUGUCACUUAAAGCGAACACAUAUCCACUGCCCAUGACAGCAGCGACGCAAGCACUCUUCGGAUCGUUUCUGGCGUUUACUGCAUGCAUCUUUAUUGUAAUUGCCUUUGCUUUCUUUCCAGCCUCCAUCGUUGGAUUUCUUGUUAAUGAAAAACAAGCUAACCACAAUUCAAAGCAUCAACAGCUUGUUUCAGGUGUAAGUCUACCAGCCUUCUGGUUGGCUAACUAUAUCUGGGAUUUAAUUACGUACAUAAUUCCGUUCAUCGCGGCACUUGUGCUAAUCCAGAUCUUCGACAUUUCAGCAUUCACUGGCAACAACUGUGUAAGUUGUUCAGGCGAGACAUUUCCAGCCAUUGUGUUUCUCUUUUUUCUCUUUGGACUAGCCAUUUGCCCAUUUACAUACUGUCUCUCAUAUCUCUUCAAGGAUCAUGCGUCUGCUCAGACUUACACCAUCAUGACCAAUUUUCUGCUGGGCGUCGUCCUUAUGGUGGUUUCUUUCAUUCUGGACGUCGUCAGUGAGAGUAGUCAAGACGCGAACUCUGUGUUAAAGUUCUUCUGGCGUUUAAGUCCACUUUUUAAUUUAGGAAGUGCACUGCUAAACCAGUGCUUACACGAGAUUCAAUUUGCUUUUGGUAGAAAAGAGGACAAGAUAAGCCCACUUACAAUGGAUAUUAUGGGUUGGGAGCUUCUUUACUUGGCAUUGGACGCGAUCAUUUUUUUCACAAUCGCCGUCGGAAUUGAUUUUUUGCUCAGCUUUCCGAAAAUCAAAGCAGUAGUCUUCAAAGACUCGGAUUUAAAAGAUGCAUCGUAUGAGGAGGACGAAGAUGUGUUGCGUGAAGCUGAACGGGUACGAUGCGGUGGAGCCGACAACGACGCUGUUAUACUACACCGGAUUCGUAAAGUUUAUAAGGGCAACAAAGUGGCUGUCCGAAAUCUAUCCUUUGGUCUUCCUAAGGGCGAAUGUUUUGGCUAUUUGGGAAUAAAUGGCGCAGGAAAAACAACUACAAUGAAGAUGAUGACUGGUGAUAUCCUUCCGACAUCAGGUCACGGAACACUCGGUGGCUAUGACAUAUUGAGCGAGCAGCUAAAAGUCCGUCGACUAAUCGGCUAUUGCCCGCAAUUCGACGCUCUCUUUGAGCUUAUGACAGUCAGAGAGCACCUUGAGCUGUUUGCUCGUAUUAAGGGCGUAAAAAAAUCAGAUUUGACCAGCGUCGUCAAGAUGCUUAUGCAUCAAAUGAACUUAGACAGCUUUGAAAAUAAGCUUGCAGGCUCACUGAGUGGGGGCAAUAAACGCAAGCUCUCAGUUGCUAUUGCACUUAUUGGCUCACCUCCCAUCAUUUUUCUGGACGAGCCCUCGACAGGCAUGGACCCAGUGUCGCGUCGUUUUAUGUGGAAUGUCAUCGCUUCCAUUUCCACUCAGCGCAAAGAAUCGACAAUCAUUUUAACUACUCACAGCAUGGAGGAGUGCGAAGCGCUUUGCACACGUGUUGGUAUUAUGGUAGGUGGUCGUUUACGUUGCCUCGGCAGUGUACAGCACCUGAAGCACCGUUUUGGAGACGGUUUAAUGCUUGAGCUGAAACUUACUGGCACACCCAUGCACGACAUCCAGACUCGCAUAGCUUCCGUUUUUAGUGGCAGUGCCAUGACGACGACAUUUCCAUGGGCAGAGCUGCAAGCCAAGUGUGAAGCAUUGGGUGAAGCAUCUUGGGCAGACAAAAUUACAAUGAGCCACGCAACGGGAUAUACGUUGGCCGCGGCGCUCGAGCGCGAUGGCACCUUACGUAUGGGUAUGCUCUGUGCGUGGUGGGCUGCUGAAGAGCAGUUCUUGACGGUGGAUUCUUUCUUGCGUCAAAGUUUUGCAAGUGACGCCAACAGUGGUGUGAUGCUUCUUGAACGGCAAAACGAUCACUGUCGUUAUAAGCUCACAGGGCAAGCACCACGUCUGGCAAGUGUCUUUAAACGCAUUGAAAGCAACAAGCAGCAAGUGGGAAUCCGCGAGUAUGCCGUUUCUCAGACGACACUUGAACAAAUUUUUAAUAACUUUGCAGGUCAGCAAAGUGAAGAAAAGGGCGUGGCAUGUGGCAUUAGCACGCAAUAA